Molecule: messenger RNA, 1401 nt
Organism: Tetrahymena thermophila SB210
Lineage: Eukaryota; Ciliophora; Oligohymenophorea; Hymenostomatida; Tetrahymenidae
Exons: 1
Source: RefSeq, a predicted model, not a curated record
AUGGAAAAAUAGGAUAAUUAGUUUUUUUCAUUAAGCUAAUCUAUAGAUUUUAGCUAAAUUUAUUAGCAAUCUGAAGGUUAUAAUUAAACAUCAAAGGUCUUUUAAAACUGCCACAAUAGCUCGUCGCCAAUAAUUUAAUUGGAAACAUCUUCUCUUAAUAUUUAUGAUAAAUAUGAUAAUAUUCAUUGCAGCAUUCUCCAAUUAGAAUUAGAAUAAGAUGAAGAAUAAUUAUAAGAAAAUGAUUCUAAUUUUUAAUAGAAUAAUCAAUCUCAGUUAUUGAGGAGAGCAUCAAUUAUGUGGAAUUCUCAUAUUUAGUUAGCAUCGUAUGAUAGAAUGAAAAUAUUAAAUUGCUUAACCCUGACUAAUGAUGGAGUUUUACGAAUGUGUAUCUUGCAAGGUUCAACUAGUUUUAAUUACUAACAGCAAAUAGUUGAUUACAUUGAAGAUAAAAAAGAUUUAGGAAUAGUUGAUUUGCAUCUUUCUUAGAAUCCUUUUUUAAGGCAAUAUACAAUAGGAGAGAUACUUUCUUUCCUCAAAAAAGUUGAAGGAAUAGAUUUUUACUAAGUAGAGUUUUAGUUGACUCGCUUUUAUAAUUUUAUUUAAAGCUAUUAUCAGGAAACCAACAUGUUUAAUUUAAGCAAUAUUUAGCUUGACUAAAAAGACGAGGAAUUAUAAAGACAUCUUGAGUUUUUCUAUGAUUAUCUUGGUAGGUUUUAUGCCAAAAACAAAGAAAAUUCUUCACAAAUGUUUUGGUAUUAGAUAGCGAGAUACAACUAUAGAGCUCAUUAAUCUGAAUUUGUGAGAUCAGGAUAUUCAAAAAGCUACUUAGAAUUAUUAGGUUUAAACUAGUCUAGCUUGAGCUCAAUUUAUUUAAGAAAACAUCAAGUAGAUCUCAUAAAAGAGAAGAAUAAGAUAACUUAGCAAACUAUUGAGGUAAUGGAUAACCAGUUUAAAUCUCCUACUGAAGAAAAAUAUGUAAUUUUAGUAUAAACAUUUGAUGGUUUCCAUUUGAAUUUGAUACAAAGAAAAUAUAUUAUCAAGAAUGAAGAGGCCAAAAAAAACUAUUUGAUGAAAAACGAUUAUUCUUUCAUUUUAAUUGAGUUUGAUAUUGAUAUUUAGGAACUUCAAAGGCUUAUAGAAUACAGACUAAAGAUUUUUAAAAAUCCAAAUCAUUUAUCAAUUGAAGAAUUCAUUUAAAAAGAAUUGUCAUAUUUAUUUGAAGACGUAGAAUAUUCGAUUCAUUCUCAAAAUUUUUUAGAAAAAUUUUACAAAGAAAAUCUAGAGCAGAUAAUUAAGCUAAAAGAAUAGUUAAUUAAAUAAAAGGAAGAGAAAAAACCAUGUGGUUUCAGAUUGAUCAAUCAAAAUGUUAUUAAUUAAUAUCACAAAAAUACCACUGUUUGA